Messenger RNA from Parathielavia appendiculata, 2073 nucleotides. Its product is annotated as neutral/alkaline non-lysosomal ceramidase. The transcript has a single exon. Bases 1 to 2073 code for a protein of 690 amino acids. Gene Ontology annotation, molecular function: N-acylsphingosine amidohydrolase activity. Gene Ontology annotation, cellular component: extracellular region. The record is from RefSeq and is a predicted model, not a curated record. Gene Ontology annotation, biological process: long-chain fatty acid biosynthetic process; sphingosine biosynthetic process; ceramide catabolic process. Lineage: Eukaryota; Fungi; Ascomycota; Sordariomycetes; Sordariales; Chaetomiaceae.
AUGGGCUACGCCGAUCCCAAGCAGGUUGGCACUGGUCUGCGACAAAGACUCUACUCGAGGGCUUUCAUCGUGGGAGAUGUUGAUGAUCCGAGAAGCCGAUUCGUCUAUCUAGUGCUAGACACGCAGUCGGGCGACACCGCUGUGCGGUACGGCAUCCUCCAGGGCCUCGCAGAGCUGGGACCCUCCUACGAGGUCUACAAUCAGCACAACGUUGCAGUGACCGGCACCCAUUCGCAUGCUGGGCCGGCGGGGUGGCUGAACUACUUGCUGCCGCAAAUCACAAGCAAGGGGUUCGACUCUCAGGGUUACCGCGCUAUUGUGGACGGUGCGCUUCUGUCUAUCCGCCGUGCCCAUGAGAGCCUUCAGCCCGGAUAUCUGAGCGUCGGCACCACCAAGGUUCGCGGUGCCAACAUCAACCGCAGCUUACUCGCCUACCUUGCCAAUCCGGAAAAGGAACGCGCCCAGUACAACGUCAGCGCUGACGAUGAUGGGUCUGUGGAGAAGGAUCUAACCUUACUCAAGUUUCAGCGCGCCUCGGAUCUAAGGAAUAUCGGUGUCCUAACCUGGUUCCCGACCCACGGCACUUCUCUGCUGGGCAACAACACCUUGGUGGCCGGAGACAACAAGGGAGUUGCCGCUUAUCUCUUCGAAAAGAGCGUCUUAGGGGACGCUACAGCCGCCGAUAACUUUGUUGCUGGGUUCUCCCAAGCCAACGUCGGCGAUACCAGCCCCAAUAUCUUGGGGGCGUGGUGCGAGGAUGGCUCGGGCCAGAUGUGUAGCUUCGAGAACAGCACUUGCAGUGACGGCAAGUCGCAGUUCUGUCAUGCUCGCGGACCGUUCUUCAGGGUACAAGACAACGGUGCAACCUCCUGUUUCGAAGUUGGGAAGCGGCAAUUUGAGCCUGCCCGAACACUCUACACUCAGAUGCAAUCACUUGCGGAAUCUGUCCGAGGACCGGUCAAAGCAUUUCACACCUUCCACAACAUGUCUGGUUUCUCAUUCCUGUUGCCCAACGGCUCCGAGGCUCGCACAUGCCCAGCCGCACUUGGAUAUUCGUUCGCCGCAGGGACCUCAGACGGGCCUGGAGCAUUCGACUUCACCCAGCACUCCGGAAACGAAAGCACAACAUCCCCAGUCUGGAAAGUUGUCUCGCGUCUCAUAAAGGAUGCAACACCCGAGCAGCGCGCAUGCCACAGCCCCAAGCCCAUCCUCCUAGACGUCGGCGAACUCCACAGCCCCUACGACUGGACGCCCAACGUCGUCGACGUGCAAGCAUUCCGCGUCGGCCAGCUGGUGAUUAUCGUCAGCCCCGGCGAAGCAACCACAAUGGCCGGCAGGCGGUGGAAAAACGCCGUUAGGGGCGCAUCCGCAGCCCUGCUCAGCACCGAACCACGCCCUGCUGGCGCUACCGCAACCCCCUCUCCGGUCGUCGUCCUCGGCGGGCCCGCAAACAGCUACACGCACUACAUCACCACCGAGGAGGAAUACGCCGUCCAGCGCUACGAGGGCGCAUCCACGCUGUACGGCCCGCAUACGCUCGCCGCCUACAUCAACGUGACGCUGUCGUUCCUGCGGUACCUGGGCGCCGGGGCGCCGCUGCCUCCGCCGCACGAACAGGUCGGCCUGUUCCCGCCCGACAACUCGAACCAGUCACUCUCGUUUAUCCCGGGCGUCAUACGAGACGGGACGCCGCUGUGGAAGCGGUUCGGGGAGGUCGUGGCGGAUGUGGAGAGGGUUUAUCGCAAGGGUCAGCGGGUGAGGGCCGUCUUUGUCGGGGCGAAUCCGAGGAACAAUCUCCGCCUGGAGGACACGUACGCCGCGGUGGAAAGGUUGUCGCUGCUCAAGGGGGAGCAGGCGUGGACGAGGGUCAGGGACGACGGGGACUGGUCUCUUGUGUUCCACUGGCGGAGGACGAGCGAGAUUAUGGGGAGCAGCGAGGUGGAGAUUGUGUGGGAGACGGAGGAGUCGGCGGUGCCGGGAGUGUAUCGAAUUCGGUACUACGGGGAUGCGAAGAGCCUGGGAGGGGAUAUAACGGCUAUUGAGGGGGUGAGUUCUGCGUUUAGUUUGAUAUGA